Messenger RNA from Lonchura striata (white-rumped munia), 384 nucleotides. RefSeq names its product serine peptidase inhibitor Kazal type 6. Gene Ontology annotation, molecular function: protein binding. The record is from RefSeq and is a predicted model, not a curated record. NCBI's taxonomy places the organism in Eukaryota, Metazoa, Chordata, Aves, Passeriformes, Estrildidae.
UGGCUUGGCUAAAGAGCUUCCUGCAGCAUGAGGGCUACAGGUGCCUUAGUGCUUCUCAGCCUGCUGCUGCUCUCUUUCUUCACGGUUCCAGAUGUAGCAGGUCAAGAGAUUGAAGAGAUCUGUAGGGAGUUCCUAAACAGAAGCGUGUACUGCACGAGGGAGUCCAACCCUCACUGCGGCACGGAUGGCGUCACGUAUGGGAACAAGUGUGCCUUCUGCAAGGCAGUGCUGAGAAGUGGAGGGAAAAUAAGAUUGAAGCACCUGGGGAAAUGCUGAGUCCUGCCUGGACCGAGCAGCAGGAGCUGAGCCGCCCUCGACCGCGGACACGGGAGCAGCCUGUCCUCCCUCUGCUGUCUCUGCUCAAUAAAAUAACACUCAGCACCA